AUGGUUUACUCAGUCUGUUUCUAUCUAUCUAUCUAUCUAUCUAUCUAUCUAUCUAUCUAUCUAUCUCAGCCUGUUUCUAUCUAUCUAUCUAUCUAUCUAUCUAUCUAUCUAUCUAUCUAUCUAUCUAUCUAUCUCAGUCUGUUACCAUCUAUCUAUCUAUCUAUCUAUCCGCCUUCUGUUCAUUAUCUAUCUAUCUAUCUAUCUAUCUAUCUAUCUAUCUAUCUAUCAUCCGCCUAUGAACAAAGGAAUAUUGCCUGCCACUCAGGCAGCACAUCGAAAUCUAUCUAUCUAUCUAUCUAUCUAUCUAUCUAUAUAUAUAUAUAUAUAUAUAUAUAUAUAUCUAUGUCAACCUUUUCAUAUCUAUCUAUCUAUCUAUCUAUCUCAUUCUAUUCAUUCUCUAUCUAUCUAUCCAUCUAUUCAUAUCUACCUUUGUCAGCUUUCUAUCUCUCUCUCUAUUUACAUCUGUCUGUUCAUUAUUCUAUCUAUCUAUCUAUCUAUCUAUCUAUCUAUCUAUCUAUUCAUUUUCUAUCUAUCUCUCCAUCUGUUCAUAUCUACCUUUUUCAGUCCAUCAGCAUUCUACCUCUCUGUCUCUCUAUCUCAGUCUGUUAA
Messenger RNA from Acanthosepion pharaonis, 609 nucleotides. The record is from the annotation of a GenBank genome assembly. Lineage: Eukaryota; Metazoa; Mollusca; Cephalopoda; Sepiida; Sepiidae.